Messenger RNA from Helianthus annuus (common sunflower), 1461 nucleotides. RefSeq lists its product as uncharacterized. The transcript has 6 exons. The record is from RefSeq and is a predicted model, not a curated record. Lineage: Eukaryota; Viridiplantae; Streptophyta; Magnoliopsida; Asterales; Asteraceae. Gene Ontology annotation, molecular function: nucleic acid binding. The coding region runs from base 1 to 1461 and encodes 486 amino acids. Gene Ontology annotation, biological process: DNA integration.
AUGAAGGAUAAAAUCUAUAGAGCCUGGAAAGAAGCCACACAGGCAAAUAGGUGGGAUCCUGAUCGUGAAUGCUAUUUAGAUCCGAAUGGGAACAUUAUUGUAGAACCAUCAUCUGUCACACUCGAAACUCUCAUAGAAUCUUUAAAACAAGAAGAUGAACAAAGAGAGAGAGAUGCUGCAAAGAAAGCCGAAGAAGAAGAGCUAAAGUCAAAGAAGAUAGAUGAGGGAAUCAUUGACACCACAAAAGAAAUGACCGCAGAAAACCUGACAAAAAUGGCUGACAAAGUGCUUAUGGCAAAGGAACUAGAGGUAGAUUCCAAAUAUGCAUCUGAGUCAACAAGCAAGGUCAGUAAUAGUGGUUCAAACAAUGAAUCAGUUCCAAAACCAAUUGGAAAGAACAAAGCUGGUGAAGAAGUGUACUCGGAUGGAACAGGGGUGGGUUAUCAUCAAGUUCCACCACCUGUGUUAAACAACUUUACUAAGAAACAAUCCAGGUUGGCUAAUGAAGUUGAAACAAAUGAGAAAUCUAAUGUUGAGAAACUUCCAGAAACAAUCGAUGCCACAUUCACUUCAUCAUCCAAUGAAGAUAGUGUUCAGUCUGAAGUCCCAAAAUCUGAGACUAAGACAUCAAAUGUUCAAAAACCAAAGGUUUCUGAUUCUGAAAAACAAUCAUCUUCAACCAAACUGGUUAAGAUGUAUGUACCUUUGGACUUUUAUGAAAAACUUGAGGAACAAACUUCUACUUCACCCAAGAAGAAGUAUGUUGCAAAGAAAGACCAACCAUCUGGUCAAUCUCCAAAAAACGAAUUCUUUUGUAUAAAGAGGUUGAGGUUGCGUCUGAAGAAAGAGCUCCUGAGAUCUAUCUCACGUUGGAUUAUGGAUAGUGGAGCAUCCAAGCACAUGACAGGGAGAAAAACCCUGCUUUACGAUGUUAGAGGGUUCAACGGUGGAUACGUCGAUUUUGCUGGGUUUGUCAUCCCCGAGGAGUGGAUCAUCAUGCGAGCACCACGAGUUAAUGAUCUGUACGUGUUGGAUAUGAGCGUCGCUACGACUACCACGGGCCAAACUCAUUGCUUCAUGUCAAGAGCUACAGAAAAGGAGUCAGAGUUGUGGCACCAAAAGAUGGGCCACAUUUACCUACGCAACAUAAACCACCAGGUGCAUAAUGAUUUGUUGUAUAAAGGGAAAAAACGAAAGAAAUCUCAUCCUAGUAAAAAGAUGAACUUUGUCUCGAAGCCACUGGAAAGACUUCACAUGGAUCUCGUCGGUCCUGUGAAUGUCAAGAGCAUUACGGGUGAUCUCUAUUGCCUAGUAGUCACUGAUGACUAUUCGAGAUUCUCGUGGGUGAUGUUCGUGAAUUCAAAAGACGAAACGUUUGAGAGUUUGCUGAGGUUAUUCAGGAAGAUAGAGAAUUUGUACCGAGCACGAAUUCGCAGACUAAGAAGCGACAACGGUACAUAA